This is a messenger RNA of Chondrus crispus (carragheen), 852 nucleotides long. RefSeq lists its product as hypothetical. The record is from RefSeq and is a predicted model, not a curated record. Gene Ontology annotation, molecular function: polyubiquitin modification-dependent protein binding. The transcript has 2 exons. NCBI's taxonomy places the organism in Eukaryota, Rhodophyta, Florideophyceae, Gigartinales, Gigartinaceae. The coding region runs from base 1 to 753 and encodes 250 amino acids. Gene Ontology annotation, cellular component: VCP-NPL4-UFD1 AAA ATPase complex.
AUGCUUUUCCAGUUGGAGGCUCGCGAGGGGCGCAAAACCCACUGUGGAGUCCAGGAAUUUGUGGCGGAGGAGGGGCAUGUCAAUGUGCCAUACUGGCUCAUGCAGAACCUCAUGGUGCAGGAAGGGGGCAUGAUCACUAUCAGGAAUGCCAACUUGCCAAAAGGCACUUUUGUCAAGUUUCAGCCUCAGACUUCGGACUUUCUGAAAAUCUCUAAUCCGAAGGCUGUGCUAGAGGCCACGCUACGCGGCUUUACCUGCCUCACGAAGGGGGACACUAUCGCCAUCAGCUAUAACGACAAAACGUACCAUCUCGAUGUGCUCGAGGUAGCGCCGGGUGAGGCGAUAUCAAUUAUUGAGACGGAUGUGAACGUCGAGUUUGCGGCACCGGCGGAUUACGUGGAACCCGAGAAGCCAGCGCCGAAGCCUGCGGCCGUUGCGUCGAGCGCGAGGAAAGCCGAUAUUGGGGCCUCUGGUGCUGAUCCGUCGGCGAGACUUAACGAGCGACUGGAAAAACUGAAGCAGCGCGCCCCAAUUGACGACGACUCGAGUGAUGACGAUAAACCGCCGCCAAAGGAAAUGUUCCCAGGUUCCGGCCAAACUCUGAAGGCGAGGUCAGGGCGGAGUGGACUUACUUUUGGAGGGGCUUCAUCGGCAACACGGGAAAAUGGAGCUGAAGAAAAGAGCGAUGAGGUGGAGACGGAGGAAAAGAAACCAUUUGUUGCUUUCGGGGGAGCCGGGAGGUCGCUUCGAUAGAGUGACUCGAUGGUAUGUUGUAGCAACAGUGUAUAGUAAGUUUUCAAACAAUAUAGGGUUGUUGUUGACGUGCGUGGCCAUGGAGAACCAACCCUCCCU